Molecule: messenger RNA, 3993 nt
Organism: Megalobrama amblycephala (Wuchang bream)
Lineage: Eukaryota; Metazoa; Chordata; Actinopteri; Cypriniformes; Xenocyprididae
Gene: itpkcb
Product: inositol-trisphosphate 3-kinase Cb
Exons: 7
Coding region: 26-1855 (609 amino acids)
Biological process (GO): inositol phosphate biosynthetic process
Cellular component (GO): nucleus; cytoplasm
Molecular function (GO): inositol-1,4,5-trisphosphate 3-kinase activity; inositol tetrakisphosphate kinase activity
Source: RefSeq, a predicted model, not a curated record
GUGAGUGAUCUCUACGGUAUGCAGGAUGGGCCAAUCAACAUCCAGCAGCGGCAGCAGCUCUUCACACUGCAGUAACAGCGCAGCACUCGCGAGCUGCACACGAACGCGCGUGCGAGGAGUUUUUUGUUCGCCACAUACCGCUGACAGGUUAGACGAGAAUCCGAUGAAAACUAAGGAGCUGCCGACUGUUCAGAAGUGUUGGAGGGACGACUUUAAAGAGGGGAAGACGUCUGUGGAUGCAAGAGUACGUGAGCCGAAAAAGCUGAUUUUAAACGCGAGUUCUUCCGGUAAUCAACAUGCGCCUGAAAACUUGAUAUUUCUGAGUCGCGCGACGGACUUCGAGAGUCAAGUUUCGGAUUCCCGAGGCGGACAGAAAGAAGUGCGUGAGGAGAACCAUGAGUGUUGCGUCUCGCCGUGGGACAUGGAGAGAGUGUCAGAAGGUGCCGUGACUCCUGGCAGAGUUUCGGAGGAAAAUGUGACCCAGUGCCUGAACACGCCAGACUUUCUAGCAGACUUCAGUUGUUCGUCUCCGUUAGCUACACACAAAAUGACUAAAAGUGCAUUGAAACCCUCUCUGUCUGAUCGGCGGGGUGGAGAAGGGGAGCCACAAGCUUCAAACCCGUUCCCUAGGAUUAUUCCCAAACUAAUAGUCACCCAUGAUGAUCUAAGUCCUGGUCAGGACAGUCCGCACAUCACUGAUUUGACGCUGAGCAUGGGCGGCUUUUCGCUGGACCUGCAUCCCGAUGAGGACUCGCCCUGCUCGGACAGCGGCUGUGGAGGCUCGCCUGCGCCCUCUCUGUUCCAUAGGAAACUUUCCAGCUCCUCUUCAGCUGGAUUAUCCUCUGCUUCAUCGUUUGAGGAGUCUGAGGAUGAUUUCACAGGCAGUGAUAUUGAGCCCACCAGUCUGUCCCCUAGUAUGUUCGGCAGUCCUGAUGAACUUGCAGGGGCUAAGUCGUGGAGGAAGUUAAAGACCAUGGUGCAUUGCUCUCCAUUUGUGGUUUCCUUUAAGAAAAUAUAUCCUUGGGUUCAGCUUGCAGGCCACGCAGGUAGUUUCCAGGCAGGAGAGUAUGGGAAACUGUUGAAGAAGUAUUGUGAAUGUGAACAUCAGUGUCUCGAGAAGCUGAUGAAUGACAACCUCCGGCCGUUUGUACCUGGUUAUUAUGGUGUCGUGCAGCAGAACAACCAAGAUUACAACCUAAUGGAUGAUCUGCUGACCGACUUCGACUCUCCUUCAAUCAUGGAUUGCAAGAUGGGAAGCAGGACAUACCUGGAGGAAGAGCUGGUAAAAGCCCGUGAGCGUCCUCGUCUCAGGAAGGACAUGUAUGAGAAAAUGGUGGCUGUGGACCCGGGAGCGCCCAGUCCGGAGGAGAGAGCCCAGCAGGCCGUUCUCAAACCUCGAUACAUGCAGUGGAGGGAGACGCUGAGCUCCACCGCCACUCUUGGCUUCCGCAUAGAGGGCAUCAAGAAGGCAGAUGGCACAUGCAACACCAGCUUUAAAAAAACCAAACAUAAGGAGCAGGUGAUGAAGGCUUUGGGUGACUUUGUGGAUGGAAACACACAGUUAAUGAGGAGUUAUCUGCAGAGACUGGAGGAGCUGCGCAGUGCUCUAGAGACGUCAGCGUUCUUCAGAACACACGAGGUGGUUGGGAGUUCUUUGCUGUUCGUGCACGAUGCUUCAGGCCUGGCCCGAGUCUGGAUGAUUGACUUUGGUAAGACCAUCCCACUGCCGCCACCCCAAACCCUGGACCACCGAACGCCCUGGGCCGAAGGAAACCGUGAGGACGGGUACCUGUGGGGUCUGGACAACCUCAUUCAGAUCUUUGGUGACAUGCUGCAGGACUCGACCUCACCCUGAUGGAUGCACCGAACAUGCCCGAAGGGUCACGUGUAGGGACACGUUGAUGGAAGGAUCCUUUCUUCUGAUAGGAGGUGUGCAACAGGAUCAGUCCUGAAAUUGUGCUGAGGGAGAGAUGGAAAGCCAACAAAGCACGAGUGGAAAAACUCAAGCUCAUUUUGUUGACUCGGUGCUCCACAAACUCACGUUAGACAUUCCUUUUUUGGACAUGUGGUCUUACAGAUACACAGAAGCUCCACAACAGUCAAAAUACACUGAUACUGAACCCAAACAGACGGUGAGGAGCAACAGAUGAGAAGCGACUAUCAUUUUUUUAAAGGACGCACAACCAUGAUUAUUCUUUGAAGAAUAUUUGCUAGUCUUUUUUCUCUUUUUUACCUACAGGUUUGAUGAUAACACUAUCACACUAGAAUGUGCUUUCCUUGGUUUAUGUUUUUUCCCCUUGUAAAUUUCUCUUUGGGGUUCCACGGUUAUGUAAAUAGUGUGUAUUUAAAUGUUUUUUUUUUAUAAUAAUUUAGGUUUUUGCUUUGAUUUUGUUUCUGUAAUCUAAUUAGUACCUCAUUUAUUUCUGAAAGGUGAUCUAACUGCCAAACUACAGGCAGAACGUCAUCUUUUUUUCUCCCACUGUGGUCUUCUAAUCUUGAUGGUGUGUGAUAUUUUGAUGAUUCCACUCUUUUAAACCAUUCAGUCUAUAGAGAAGAGGUUUAAUUAGUUGAAAAGAGUUAACAGAUUGGCUCGGUCAGAGGUAAAGUUUGACACAAACAUUUUGCACUCAACUAACCAUGGAUAGUUAGACUCUACCAAGAUUGUGUUUCUUCUAUUUACUGAUCAGAAUGAGAUGCAGUGUUUCUUAAAGGGACAGCUCACCCAAAAAUUGUCAAAUCGUUUACUCAUCCUCGAGUUGUUCCAAACCUGUAUGAGUUUGAACACCAUAGAAGAUAUUUUAAAGAACAUUGAAAGAAAUUCAUACAGGUUUGGAACAACUUGAGGGUGUGUAAAUGAUGACAAUUUUUAUUUUUAGGUGAACUGUCCCUUUAAAACUAGCCACAGUUACAAAUAUACGUAAGUGUAACAGAUAUUUAUAUACACGUGUUGAUGGAAUGGAUUGAUCUGUGUGUUCCCUCAUUGGUUUUUAAGGUAACCCAUCAGUAACUGACCUGUUUGCAGUGCUAGUCAUAUGGUUUAGUUUCUAGGUUAGCCAAACAUGCGUUUGAGAAGUUAAACUCCUUUAUCUGCCCCAACAACCAUUAACCUGAUUCUUUUUCUCUUUAAAUACAAAUAGAAUAUUUUUUGAACUUUUAUAUUGGUUCCCACACCAGAAUGACCUCCGACCUUCAGCUCUUUCCACAUCAUAGCAGGCGCUGUGGAGUUCAGCAGCUUCACGACAUAUCGCAUGCACGAAGAACAAAUCUGACAGGUUGAGAUAGUUGAUCUUGCAAACUGUGGUGGAAAAUUUCUGUUGGUGCCUAUAAGCAGAUUAUAUGAGUUAUGGCCACUGAUGUCAUCUUGUUGCCGGAACGCAUUAGUUCUCAAAUUAGAUGCUGUGGUCAGCUUAAAAAAAGACAGAAACCAAACUUUUUUCCAUCAUCACUUCAUGUUUACUCAUUUCAGAGAUAGACAUAUAUAGAUAAUAUCCUCUUCAAGAUCACAAACAUGGUGUUAAAGUGAUUACCUCGCCUGGACGCUUUGAGUUGAUGUUAGUUUACAGAACGCAAUGUUCUACCACUAUGUGUGUAUGUGUUUAUCUUACAGCUUCAGAGAUUGUAUUUUCCAUCUCGGGCGGGUCUGCACACGGUCUGUUGGUGUGUCUCUCAGCAUUCCUUCUGUCAGUAUUUCCUCAUCUGACUGCGAACAUAAAGUGUCACCCGUUCCUCUGGAGAUCCUCUUACUUGUUUACAGAUUAUGUAAAGUAUUAUGUAUCGUUCAAUUUGUUGAAAUUGGUUUCUAACUACUGUAGAUGACUUGUUUUAUAUUGGAAAGAGAACUGGAUGGUGCGUUGCCCUUUUGAGUUGUUUCAGCCCAUUUAAUACAGUUUGAGACGGCAGUUUAAUUGACACGCUGAGCAUUUGUACUCUCAUCACCUUGAAUCAUCGUUGUCUUGAAAGCCAAUACAAUAAACUGGAACUGUUAUUGUUUAA